AUGGCAGAUUAUGACCGGCGACGGAGAGGCGGUGGUGGUGGAGGUGGAGGAGGUCAUUUCACCAACCGCAAAAGAAGAUACAGAGAGGAUGACUACGAAGAUCGCCGACCGCAGCGCCGUCGUUAUGAGGAGCCGCUGGCCCUGACUCUACGCAAACAAGUUCUCUCCAUCGCAGAAAGUCCUGUGCGAAGAGCAGAAGAUGAAGUCGCAACUAUCGCAAAGACUCUGGCCGAGAACUAUUUUGACACCGAUCUCACCUCGGGAUUCCUAGAUCUCGUUGUGCAGCUCCCCGUCGAACAACCCCUCAAGAUCCCCUUUGUUGCGGCUAUUCUGCUUCUGGCAAAUGUCCAGAAGCCUGAAUUUACAUCUGAAGUCUUGGUCAAAGUCGGAGAAGCUCUCCAAAAGCAAUUGGACGUUGGGGCGUGGCGAGAAGUCAAACUAUACUUGCGCCUUCUGGGUUGUCUUCAGGGCAUGUUUGAGGGCGAUGGGAUUUUUCCACUGCUCGAAGAACUCUUCUCGCGCGCGGCUGACUUGCAAAUGAAGUCGUCCGAAGACUCUCUGGGCCUCGAGCUCGUCAAAGUCAUCUUGAUGACGCUUCCUUACGCUAUGGCAUCCUCGGCAACCGGCUUUGAGACUCAGGCUAUUGCCCUGUUGGACAAGACGGACAUCAUUGCCUCUACAGCACAUCCUCUGGAGUCGUUGGUCGAUCCAUUUCCGAGCCGCGAAGUCGGCGCAUCUACCGGGUCAGAGAGCGCACUUGCACUUCUCCAAAGACACAUGCAAGAGGAGUCGAAAAAUUCUUGGGAGUUGGCCUGCCUACCUCGCCCAUGGAAAGGAAAUCGCUCAUCUGAAGAAGGGGAUCCAUUGGAUGGGGCACAAAAGCAUCAGUUCCCUAAAGUGACCGUUCCGGAGACCGUUAAGACUGGUCCGCGGCCACUGUUCCCCGAGAUCUACUUCUCCGUCUAUCGCGAACAAGAAAUUGAGACGGUCCCUCCGGUCUCGGAUCCCGCUGCUUUACUAGUUCGAGAUGCCUUGUCUGAUACCAUCAACGUGCUCGAUUUCAAUCGAGCGGUAGCCGCCAAAUUUCUCAUCGACGUCGAUUGUUACUUUGCCCCAGGUACUUUUGUGAAGAGAGCCACACCAUUUGACAAGUUGCGGGAGGUCGCUGGGGACAAAGCAACCUGGAAACCAGAGGAUGUUGUUGUUGAUGCGGCAUUUUCUCAGCUGCUGCAGUUGCCUGCUCCCGAGCAUAAGUUGGUGUACUAUCAUUCGGUGCUGACUGAAGCGUGCAAGCUAGCUCCUGCAGCUGUUGCGCCUAGCCUGGGCCGAGCAAUUCGAUUCCUGUACAGGAACGUGGAUAAGAUGGAUUUGGAACUUUCUCAGCGCUUCUUGGACUGGUUUGCCCAUCAUCUCAGCAAUUUUGGAUUUACAUGGAAGUGGACUGAAUGGGUCGAUGAUGUCAAUCUGCCUGACGUACACCCAAGAAAGGCAUUUAUUAUUGAUGCCUUGGACAAAGAGAUCCGACUGAGCUUUUCCAAACGGAUCAAGGGCACCUUGCCCGAACCCUAUCAAGCCCUCAUCUCCGAAGCGAAAGAAAAGGAAGUACCAGAUUUCAAGUACAAUAACGACUCCACGCCGUUUGCCGCCGAAGGAAAAGAAGUUGCCCAGAUGGUCCGGCGGAAGGCAACUAGCGAGGAAUUUGCUCCCAUUUUGGAAAAGAUCGAGCAAGAAGUUGCAGCUUCAGGAUUGCCCGACCCUUCUCUUGCAUCAACAGAUGUCUUUGUCACUUCGAUGUGCUGGACGGGAUCAAAAUCGUUGUCUCACGCGUUGGCCUGCAUUGAACGGUGCAAGGAACGUCUCUUGGCGAUAAGCGCUUCUAGUCCCGCAUGCAGAAAACAAAUAAUCACCUCCGUGGUGGACUACUGGCGUGAUCAACGUGGCGUCGGAGUUGUCCUCGUCGACAAGCUACUCAACUACCAAAUUCUGACCCCUGACAGCGUUGUUGAAUGGGCGCUCAUCGAUCAUGUCUCGCGCGGCACGCUCCUUGCCACGACUUGGUGCUACGAACUCAUCAGCAACACAACUCGCAAAGUUGCAGGGCGAGUUCGAAGCAUCGUUGGUGCAAUUCGCUCGCCUGGUCUCUCGGAAGAACAGAGGCUAGAACUUCAGCAAACAUUAAACCGUGAACUGGAAGGAAUGAAGUCCCUUUUUGCCAUCAUUGAAGAUGCGGUUGUGAGCAUUAGGGACGGGAAUCAAGAUGAGAUGAUGGAGAGCUCUGAUGCGUUGCGCGCCGAAGAGGAGGAACUAUUGAAGUCGUGGGGAGGACGAUGGGCAAGAGUAUUUCAACGCAGGUACGCAGUUGAAGAGAGCUGGGUGAGGGAGGAGCUGGUGAAGCCAUUGCCGGUGGUGGAAGAGAAGGCUGCGGAGGACGAGGUGAUGAAGAUGGAUGACAGCAAGGGCGGAGUGAAUGGUAACGGAGCGGUGGGAUUGACCGGCGAUAAUGGAGAAGAAGCCGAUGCCAUUGACGGGAUUGAAUAG
Cladophialophora psammophila CBS 110553 is the source of this 2538-nucleotide messenger RNA. RefSeq lists its product as uncharacterized. NCBI's taxonomy places the organism in Eukaryota, Fungi, Ascomycota, Eurotiomycetes, Chaetothyriales, Herpotrichiellaceae. The record is from RefSeq and is a predicted model, not a curated record. Gene Ontology annotation, cellular component: nucleus; nuclear cap binding complex. Gene Ontology annotation, biological process: nuclear-transcribed mRNA catabolic process, nonsense-mediated decay; mRNA export from nucleus. The coding region runs from base 1 to 2538 and encodes 845 amino acids. Gene Ontology annotation, molecular function: RNA cap binding; mRNA binding. The transcript is spliced from 6 exons.